AACGAGGAGGAGGAGGGGGAGGAGGAGGAGGAGGAUGUGGAACAGGACCUCGGCGAUGAUCAGGAGCUCGUGGGGGAGGAGGAGGAGGACGACGACAACCCCUUCCUCUCGGACGAUGAGGAUGUGGAGGAGGUAUUCCACAUUGACAAGCCCGUGCACUAG
Molecule: messenger RNA, 162 nt
Organism: Closterium sp. Naga37s-1
Lineage: Eukaryota; Viridiplantae; Streptophyta; Zygnematophyceae; Desmidiales; Closteriaceae
Source: the annotation of a GenBank genome assembly